This is a messenger RNA of Solea solea (common sole), 1410 nucleotides long. RefSeq lists its product as uncharacterized. The coding region runs from base 1 to 1323 and encodes 440 amino acids. NCBI's taxonomy places the organism in Eukaryota, Metazoa, Chordata, Actinopteri, Pleuronectiformes, Soleidae. The record is from RefSeq and is a predicted model, not a curated record. The transcript has 6 exons.
AUGUCGUCCUUCUGUGCUGCAGAGAGCGUUAGAAGGCCCAUCAUCUCCUUGACACCAGCUGGUGAGAUCACCUGGGGCCAGAAAGUCCGCUUCACUUGUUCAUCUUCACCUGAGAAGUUUGUAAGCGCCGUCUUCAUGACGACCUCCAGCUCAACCACUUGGAAAAAAGUAGCACAGCUAUCAUCACGCGGCUCAGUUGUUGCUACUCUCACCUUCUCUCAAGUGACCUUUGACAAUGACGGAUUGUACCAGUGUCAAUUCAGAGAUAGUUCUGGGUCUUCACAGUCUCUGUUAAGUGGCUCUGUCAGACUCUCUGUCAAAGUGAACCUCCCAAAGCCCAGCAUCUCUGCAGAUGUUCACAGUGACGUUAUCUGGGGCAACGAUGUCGUCAUCACCUGUUCCAUCUCAACUCGGCAUUUUGAUGGUACAUUCACUCUGAUGAAGACCUCAGACUCUUCCUCCACUCAGAGCCAAAAGACAAGCUCCAGCUCUGCAACCUUCAACAUCCGUCACGUGGACUUUGACGAUGAGGGAUCAUACCGGUGCCAGUAUCAGACCUCAAGUUCAAGUCAGGACUUUUACUCUCCCAAAAGUGACCCCAUCACUUUCUCUGUUAUUGUUCCACUGCAGCAGCCUGAAAUCACCCUGUCGUCCCCUGGCGGAGCGUUGCAGUGGAGUCCAGGAGCUGUAGAGGUCACCUGGGGUCACAGCUUUGUCCUCACCUGCUCAGUUCCCUCCCACUACCCCGGAGGCCUUUUCACUCUCAGCUUCUCUGGUUCCACCGCCAAUGACACCAAACCUGCAGUCAACCAAUCCGCGUCCUUUGAGUUCCCCACCGCCAACUAUGAUCACCACGGCAACUACAGCUGUGUGUAUGAAGUCACGCUGUCCUCAAGGAAGUUCACUUCAGCGGAGACGUGGAUUAGUGUCGUCAUUGAACUGCCUUUGUGGAUGCUGGUGUCCUCAGUGUCUGCUGGGGUUGUUCUGCUGCUGCUGCUGCUGCUGCUGCUGGUCCCGCUGGUGAUCGUCCUGGUACGUAAGAGACGACGAGUCGUGACACAACAAGGUGUCCCCUCCUUAACUCCAAUGACUGUUGGGAAUCACUACGAGGACUCUGACAGCGAUGAGGAGCCCAACUAUAUAAACUUUUACCCAACACAGGGCAAGAACAUGCAGAAGGCGCAAACAUGUGGAAUGUUGGAUGAAGAAAACGAGUUCGAUGAUGAUGAUGAUGAUGAUGAUGAUGAUGAUGAUGAUGAAGACUAUGUAAACGUAAACCAGCCCUUUGCUGAAGAACAAAUGGAUAUCUAUGAAAACUUUUGAUCCAGAAGUAUUUCUCUUUUUUUAAUACAGAAACAGAGCAUUUAUAUCUUCAAAGAUGAACUGAUUAGUCUAGACUUCCACCUGAUG